Cucurbitaria berberidis CBS 394.84 is the source of this 3237-nucleotide messenger RNA. Its product is annotated as aminopeptidase-like protein. NCBI's taxonomy places the organism in Eukaryota, Fungi, Ascomycota, Dothideomycetes, Pleosporales, Cucurbitariaceae. Gene Ontology annotation, molecular function: metalloaminopeptidase activity; zinc ion binding; peptide binding. The coding region runs from base 138 to 2795 and encodes 885 amino acids. Gene Ontology annotation, cellular component: cytoplasm. Gene Ontology annotation, biological process: peptide catabolic process; proteolysis. The transcript has 6 exons. The record is from RefSeq and is a predicted model, not a curated record.
CUUCUAAAGCUCAAAAGCCUCCUACUAGCCCUCAUACCAGCUCAAGACUAAGACCGAGAUUCGGCGUUGCGAACUCAAGUACGCUUGGGAUUCAGAAGAGAUACUGUCAAAGCGAGGUUACGAGUAGCUUUGCAAUCAUGGCAUCCGAUCGAGACAUUCUCCCCGCCUGGGUCAAGCCAGCACACUACACCGUCUCCCUCCACGACCUCGAGUUCGGCGGAAGUUUCGGCUACCAAGGAACCGUUACGAUCAACACGAACAUCAACAAAGAUGGUGGCUUCAGUGAUCUAGUGCUCAAUGCGCAUCAGCUAAAGAUUCAUGCUGCGGAGCUAAAGACUGGGGACAAGACCCGGUCGACAAAAGACAUCUCGUAUGACGAGAAGCGUCAGCGCGUUACGCUGGACUUUGGCGAGAAGAUUGAGUACUCUGGGGAGGCUACCUUGGAGGUUAAAUUUGAGGGCACCAUCAACAACAUCAUGGCCGGCUUCUACCGUUCCAAAUACACGCCCAAGGGCGAGGUACCCGCCUCCGUAGCGAAGGACGACGAGUUCCAUUACAUGUUCAGCACGCAAUUCGAGUCCUGCGACGCCCGCCGUGCCUUUCCCUGCUUCGACGAACCCAACCUCAAGGCCACAUUCGAUGUUGAGAUCGAGGUCCCGAAAGACCAGAUCGCGCUCAGCAACAUGCCGGAGAAGGAGAUCAAACCCAGCAAGCGCGAUGGGUUUCAUACUGUCGUCUUCGAGCGGACCCCCGUCAUGUCGACCUACCUACUCGCAUGGGCCAUUGGAGACUUUGAGUACGUGGAGGCCUUCACGGAACGCAAGUACAACGGCAAGAACAUUCCAGUCAGGGUCUACACGACUCGUGGACUGAAAGAGCAGGGACGCUUUGCCUUGGACAACUGCCACAAGAUCGUAGAUUACUUCUCGGAGGUCUUCCAGAUUGACUACCCACUCCCAAAGGUCGACUUACUGGCCGUUCAUGAGUUUUCACACGGAGCUAUGGAAAACUGGGGUCUCAUCACCUACCGAACGACUGCUGUCCUUUUCGACCCUGCGACGUCUGCAGAUAGCUACCGAAACCGUGUAGCAUACGUUGUAGCCCACGAACUUGCCCAUCAAUGGUUCGGCAAUCUUGUCACCAUGGACUGGUGGAGCGAACUUUGGUUGAAUGAAGGCUUUGCUACUUGGGUUGGAUGGUUUGCCAUCGAUCAUCUCUAUCCCGACUGGAACGUUUGGGGGCAAUUUGUUACUGAUUCUGUGCAACAAGCUUUCGCACUCGAUGCAUUACGCACAUCUCACCCCAUUGAAGUUCCCGUGUACGAUGGUCUCGAAGUUGAUCAAAUAUUCGAUCAUAUCAGCUACUUGAAAGGAAGCUCCGUUAUUCGCAUGCUGAGCGCUCACCUCGGCGAAAAGGUCUUCCUCCAAGGUGUCGCCGACUACCUCAAGGCGCAUCAGUACUCGAACGCCACCACCAACGAUUUGUGGUCUGCUCUUAGCAAGGCGUCAGGCCAAGAUGUUAACAGCUUUAUGGACUUCUGGGUUCGCAAGAUCGGAUUCCCGGUCGUGACCGUUUCCGAAGAGCCUGGUCAAAUCGGCCUACGUCAGCAGCGCUUCCUUCUAGCUGGCGACGUCAAGUCUGAGGAAGAUCAGACCACUUGGUGGAUCCCGCUAGGCCUGCAUACCGGCGACUCUGCUUCCGCGUCCUCUCUCCACAAGACCACUGCUUUGACUCAGAAAGAGGAUACUAUUCGCGGUGUCAACGAGGGCUUCUACCAACUCAACAAGAACCUCACCGGUUUUUAUAGGACUAACUACCCGCCAGACCGUUUGAAGAAGCUCGGCGAGGCUCGCGAUCAGUUGUCCGUGCAGGACAAGAUCGGGCUAAUUGGGGAUGCAUACGCAAACGCUGUCGCUGGCUACGGUACCACAUCUGGUCUUCUUGCAUUGGUUGAGCGCUUUGAGGAUGAGUCAGACUACCUGGUGUGGUCCCAGAUCCUUACCAACAUCGGCAACGUCCGUAGCGUUUUCUCUGGUAGCGAAGAUAUAAGCGAAGCUUUGAGGAAAUACCACCUCAAGCUCGUUACUCCCGCUGUAGAGAAGGUUGGAUGGGACUUCAGGGAGGGUGAGGGCUUUCUGCUUGGCCAGCUUCGCGCUAGCCUCAUCUUGUCCGCUGCCUUGGUCGGUCAUAAGGCGACUGUAGACGAGUCUCUUCGACGCUUCGACGCUUACAUCUCCGGAGAAGACAAGAAUGCCAUACAUCCCUCUCUUCGCCGCGCAAUCUUCGCGACUGCGAUCAAGCAGCGCGGAGAUUCAGCAUUCAAGGCUAUCAAGAACGAGUACCUUUCCACUACAUCGAUCGACGGUAAGGAAAUCUGCCUUCAGUCCCUGGGUCGUGUCCAGACCCCCGAGCUUGCUCAAGAAGUCAUGUCCUUUAUCUUCUCCGACAAAGUCGCAAUGCAGGACAAGCACUCGGGCACCAUCGCUCUUGCCAAUAACUCAAAAGUACGUCCCGAGGUAUGGAAGUUCGUUCGUGAUAACUGGGACUCGAAAAUCAAUCCAACGCUCAGCGGCAAUCUCGUCGUGCUAGAACGAUUCUUGCGCUUUGGAUUGAACAAGUUUGCGGAUGAGAAGGUCGCGGACGAGAUUGCUGCAUUCUUCAAAGAUAAGGAUACCCGCGGUUACGAUAAGGGUCUUGAGGUCAUUGAUGAUACGAUAAGGAGCUAUGCGGGUUAUAAGAAGAGAGAUGAGAAGGUUGUGAGAGAGUGGUUGGGGGCUAAUGGAUAUCUGGCUUGACUUGGUGCAAGGCUAUAGUCUAUAGUCUGGAGAUGGAUAUUGGAAGCUGGAAGAUGAUGUUGGCAGAGCGAGCUGCGUGUCCGGCCAACAUCUUCAGCUAGUCAGAUGAGCUGCAUCUCCCAUGAAGCUUUGCACAAAUACAAAUAGUAUAAACGACGCCUCAUGCUAAGAGACAGUCAUACCCGUGUUGCAAGGCAAAUCAUAUCAAAGACAUGAUAAGCACAGUAGGGGAUACACGACUAGUUGUAUGUACGAAGAAGCACUCGGUCUUUCUUUGCCACUAAUGUGAGUGCGCCAGGGUACUAGGCUACCAAGGCGGAUACACGAAUAGGAUACACGAAUGGGCCGGAAGAGCGAGAUCGACGGCCCUUGCCAGGAUGGAUAUCGGCCUGGCCAAAUUCGGUAGAUGCGCUUAUCGUGCCCGAUUGAAUAGCGGAGCAAU